Messenger RNA from Ananas comosus (pineapple), 2485 nucleotides. RefSeq names its product MACPF domain-containing protein At1g14780. The transcript has 7 exons. Gene Ontology annotation, cellular component: plasma membrane. Lineage: Eukaryota; Viridiplantae; Streptophyta; Magnoliopsida; Poales; Bromeliaceae. Bases 131 to 1999 code for a protein of 622 amino acids. The record is from RefSeq and is a predicted model, not a curated record. Gene Ontology annotation, biological process: plant-type hypersensitive response; regulation of salicylic acid mediated signaling pathway.
AACCAGUUGAAGAAGCGAACGUAGUCCUCUUUUGACACCUUCCAUUAUAGUUUAUACCUUAGAGGAGAGGGGGGCGAAAAAAAAAAAAAAAGAAAGAAAAAAAGAAGAAGAAAAAAUUAAGGAACAAGAGAUGAUGAGUGGUAGUGCAUCAGUUGAGAACGCUUUGAGAUGUUUGGGGAGGGGAUUUGAUGUUUCAUGCGACUUCAGGCUCAAGUACUGCAAGGGGAAGGUCGCGGCGGCGAGCGACGAGAAGGCGGAGCUCAUCGUGCCCGGAUUCGGAGCGUUUCGCGACGUCCCGGUCGACGUCAAGUGCGACAAGGGCGACCGGAUCCGGUUCCGCUCCGACGUGCUCGAGUUCAACAAGAUGUCUGAGUUGUUCAACCAAAGGAGCUCAUUGAGUGGAAAGAUACCAUCAGGUUUAUUUAACUCCAUGUUCCUCUUUGAUGGGAGCUCAUGGGCUCAAGAUGCUGCAAAGACCAAGUGCUUGGCCUUGGAUGGCUACUUCAUCUCCCUCUUCAACCUCCGCCUCGAUUCGCAGCCGCUCGCCCUCUCGUCGCACAUCGUCGACGCAGUCCCUUCCACCUGGGACCCAGCUGCUAUCGCAAGCUUCAUUGAGAACUAUGGGACACACAUAAUAGUAGGGCUAAGUAUGGGGGGAAAAGAUGUUGUUUAUGUAAAGCAGGAAAAUUCAUCUCACCUUACCCCAUGUGAAAUUAAGGAGCACUUGGAUAAGCUUGGAGAUCAACUGUUUACUGGGACUUGCACUCUCCCUCCACUUCCCUGGAAAUCGAAAGAACAUAAAAACAAGGCUCCAGAGGCUUUUAAUGUAUUUGACACACAGCCAAAGCUUGAAGGCCUCUGCCCAGUCACAUGCAAAGAGGGUGUGACAGUCAUCUGCUCGAAGAGGGGCGGCGAUGCAUCGGUGAGCAGCCAUUCUGAAUGGCUUCUAACCGUUCCGAAAUUGCCCGACGUAAUUAACUUCACCUUCGUACCGAUUACCUCUCUCCUUAAGGGUGUUCCGGGCACCGGUUUCUUAUCUCAUGCCAUAAAUCUCUAUCUAAGAUAUAAACCUCCUAUAAAUGAAUUGAAGUACUUCUUGGAUUUCCAACACCACAAAAUGUGGGCUCCUAUGCACAAUGACCUUCCCCUCGGUCCAAGCUCAAACAGAUCAGUCCCAACACCAGCUUUACAAUUCACACCUAUGGGCCCUAAGCUAUGUGUUAACACAAAUCAGGUGGGAUUAUUCUUCAUCUACCUCAAAUUCUAUUGUAAUGUACUCAAUACCUAUUUUAACACUUCAUUAUCUCAGGUUAUUGUCAAGAAAUGGCCAGUUACUGGAAUGAGACUCCACCUGGAGGGCAAGAAAAAUAACCGGUUAGCUAUCCAUCUCCAACAUUUAACAUGCACCCCAAAAUUCAUCAAGGUCCAGCCCGAUAAGCCGCCACUGUGGCGGGGAUCAGAUGACAUAGCCGACGAGAGGUACUGUGAACCAGUCCAGUGGAAGAUGUUUGCACAUGUGUGCACUGCGCCGGUGAAGUACGACCCAAACUGGUUGAUCUCCGGCAGAGGCACCGCAUUCAUUGUAACGGGGGCUCAGCUAGAUAUUAAGGUCCAUGAAUCUACAAAUGUAUUGCACCUGAGGCUCCUAUACUCUGAGGUGCCCGGCUGCAUCGUGAGCCAAUCCAAGUGGGUACAUAGCCCAUCUGGCUUCUCGGAGAAAAUGAGCUUCCUGUCGAUGUCAUUCCCGACAUCGUCUAGCGGCCUGGAGAAAGAAAAGCAGCAGGGUCCGGUUUUCAAUUUGGACUCCGCCGUGUUCCCCACCGGCCCGCCGGUGCCCGUGGGGGCCCAAAAGAUGUUGAAGUUUGUAGACACUUCUCAUGUAGCCACAGGCCCCCAGGACAGCCCCGGCUACUGGCUCGUCACCGGCGCAAAGCUAGAAUUGGACAAGGGGAGGAUUAUGCUGAAUGUGAAGUUCUCACUGCUCAUUUCAGUUUCUUGAUUCAGAUUGUACAGGUUGAUGUUGCUAACUAGAAUUCAUCAAUACAGGGUGAUGUUGCUAACUAGAAUUCAUCAAACCUGAUCGAAAAUGAAAAAAGCUAACCAGAUUUCAAUGUUAAGGCCUGAUGAGCAGAAAGCAGAAAGUUCACCUGCAACGAAUGUACAGAUGGAUAAUUGUGUAUAAUGAAAGUGGAGAUUAAAUUGUAUCAGCAACUAACAGUCUCGACAAUCGGAUCAUGCAGAAUAAUAAAUAUUCUCUAUUCAAGUCAAUAAAGAUUACGUAUGAAACCAACAAUUGCAGGAUGAUUUUUAUGAGCGACUUUCAGGCAAAUAUAAAAUAAUUAUAUCGUUUGUUCCAGACUUGACUUUCAACCAAAUCAAACUUGAAAUUCAUGCUACGACAAAUUUGGGACUUUGAAAAGAAUUAAACCCGAAAUUUAUGGUAGAAAGAGAAAUCCAGUACAAAUGAUAUUGUAGGACACCAAGU